Arctia plantaginis is the source of this 7479-nucleotide messenger RNA. NCBI's taxonomy places the organism in Eukaryota, Metazoa, Arthropoda, Insecta, Lepidoptera, Erebidae. The record is from the annotation of a GenBank genome assembly.
AUGUAUGAAGAAGUUAAGAAUAUGGCCCAAAAAAAACAAAUCCAGGUAACCUUUAUGCUAACUGGUGAUUGUGGCUCUAGGGAAAAUAGAAGGUACAAAGUAUACAAUCAACUAGCCAGAGCUACGAAUGGAGAAGUUUUUAACUUGAUGAAGAGUGAUAUUUUAGACAUAUUAGAAUACGUGAAAGAAAACACCAAAAGUAGAAGUGAUAUUAUUGCAUCGAAAAUAUUUCCGCCCGGGUAUGGUAAUAAAAUUGAAUAUGCCGUUGACAGUAAAAUGAAUGACUUAAUCAUCUCUGUUACUGGACUUACACCAAAAAUCGAAGUCACUGACUCAGAAGGAAACAAGGUUGACAUAAAACAUAUCGUAAACAAAGAUGAAAUAGCAAUAAUGAAAGCAACUGACCUAAAGCCUGGUGUAUAUGUAGCUGACGUUGGAAGUACCUCAGAGACAUAUGUGAAAGUCAUGGCGAAGACUUCUGUUAAUUUCUAUUAUGGGUUUUCCCCGUUCGAGACAAGUUCGUUGAGCGACACUGCAACUAGGCCCGCCCCAGAUGGGGAAUCGUACUUAUCAAUUAAAUUACAAGGAGAAGGAGUGAAACUUGAAUCAGUCAAAAUAUUCGAUAUGGACGGUAAUAUCUUGGAAGAAUUACCGUUACGGUUAAACAACGAGAAAGAAAGAUUAUAUGUGACAAAAUCUUUUCAUCCACCUAACAUAGCAUUUCAACUUUCGGUGUUUGGCUAUGUUGAAGAAAAUAAAAGUAGUAUUAAGAGAACUUCAUUAACGCCGAUUGAGCGACAAAGUGAAAUCGUUGGAUCUGCAGUAAAUGUGGCCCCUUCAGUAACAAUAAUAGAGGGUGCAAAACUUUUUGUGGACUACAGAACGCCUUUACAGGUGAAAUGUAAAGUACACGGAUAUCCAAAACCUGAUAUAACUUGGCAAGAAAAGGACUCUGGAGUUACUACUGGACCAUCUAAAGUACUUGUAAUAGAAGCUCCAUACGAUUAUAUGAGUAUUCUGCAUAUAGAGAAACCAAAUAAAAAUAUCACUUAUGAAUGCAAAGCUCAGAACACUCUUGACACGAUUAAAAGCAAUAUUCAAAUUGAGACAAAUGUAUAUUUUAACGUUCUUGAAACCCCACCAGAUACAGUCGAAAUAGAAUAUGGCAAAGAGGGCAAUAUCCGAUGUAUUAUAGAUGCUUCCCCACCAGCAAGUAUAUCGUGGCAGUAUAAUGGCAGCCUAUUGUCUAAUGGCACUGAUAUUGUUAUAUCUCCUGACAUGCAAACUGUGACAAUAAAACAUGCAACUCUUGAAUCACAGGGAAUAUUUAUAUGUGAAGUUAAAAACGAGUACAAUACGAAGUCAUUUUCUUCAAAAGUUUCUGUCAUUGGAUUAGAAAAACCACAAAUUGAUAAACCAGAUGAGAAAAUAAACGUCGUAAAAGGAGCUGAUGUUCAGCUUACAUGUCGUAUUCUUCGUGGAACGCCAAAGCCAACCAUGCAGUGGAAUUACCAGAACAAGGCGAAAAAUUUAAAAGAACUUGAGGAGAUUAACGAAGCUCUACUGUUGAAGAAUGUAACCGUCGACGACGAAGGCAAAUACACGUGUAACGCCAGCAAUAUAGUGGGAUCACAAAGUUACACAAUAGAUGUGAUCGUAGAAUAUCUACCGACAAUCAAAGAAGAUGGAAUCAAAAUGAUUGAAACUAAAGACAGCGUUGAAGUAACUUUACCUUGCAACGUUGAUGGUUUACCCACUCCUACAGUGAGGUGGCUAAGAAAUGGUACAAUACUGCACAGCUCGAAGAAUAUUUUAACAACCUCCGAUUUCAGUCUCAAAAUUAGAAGAAUAGACGUGUCAGAUACUGGAUCCUAUACUUGUGAAGCUGAAAACCAUCUUGGUUCUACUAACAAAUCCAUUGAUGUUUUAGUAUUUGACAAACCGGUAAUCGAGAAACCAGUCGAGAAAAUACGUGCCGUAAAGGGAACUGACGUUCAGCUUACAUGUCGUACUCUUCGUGGAACACCGAAGCCAUCAAUACAAUGGCAUUUCCAGCACAAGACGAAGAGUUUAAAAGAACUUGAGGAGAUUAACGAAGCUCUACUGUUGAAGAAUGUAAGCGUCGACGACGAAGGCAAAUACACGUGUAACGCCAGCAAUAUAGUGGGAUCACAAAGUUACACCAUAGAUGUGAUCGUAGAAUAUCCACCGUCAAUUAAAGAAGAUGGAAUCAAAAUAAUCGAAACUAAAGACGGCGAUGAAGUAAUUUUACCUUGCAAAGUCGGUGGUUCACCCACUCCUACAGUAAGGUGGCUAAGAAAUGGUAUAAUACUGCACAACUCGAUGAACAUUUUAACAACCCCCGAUUUCAGUCUCAAAAUCACUGCAAUAGGUGUAUCCGACACUGGAUCUUAUACUUGUGAGGCUGAAAACCAUCUUGGCUCUAUCAAAAAAUCUGUAGACAUUAAUGUCUUUGACAAACCGGUAAUCGAGAAACCAGUCGAGAAAAUACGUGCCGUAAAGGGAACUGACGUUCAGCUUACAUGUCGAAUCACUGCAAUAGGUGUAUCCGACACUGGAUCUUAUACUUGUGAGGCUGAAAACCAUCUUGGCUCUAUCAAAAAAUCUGUAGACAUUAAUGUCUUUGACAAACCGGUAAUCGAGAAACCAGUCGAGAAAAUACGUGCCGUAAAGGGAACUGACGUUCAGCUUACAUGUCGUACUCUUCGUGGAACACCGAAGCCAUCAAUACAAUGGCAUUUCCAGCACAAGACGAAGAGUUUAAAAGAACUUGAGGAGAUUAACGAAGCUCUACUGUUAAAGAAUGUAAGCGUCGACGACGAAGGCAAAUACACGUGUAACGCCAGCAAUAUAGUGGGAUCACAAAGUUACACCAUAGAUGUGAUCGUAGAAUAUCCACCGUCAAUUAAAGAAGAUGGAAUCAAAAUAAUCGAAACUAAAGACGGCGAUGAAGUAAUUUUACCUUGCAAAGUCGAUGGUUCACCCACUCCUACAGUAAGGUGGCUAAGAAAUGGUACAAUAUUGCACAACUCGAAGAAUAUUUUAACAACCCCCGAUUUCAGUCUCAGGAUAAGUGAAAUAACGGUAUCAGACACCGGAUACUACAUGUGUAAGGCUGAAAACCAUCUUGGUUUUAGUAACAAAUCCAUUGAGAUUUUUGUAUUUGAAAAACCAGCAAUUGACAAACCAAAGGAGAAAGUACGUGUCGUAAAAGGAACAGAGUUUCAACUGACAUGUCGUAUUCUACGUGGAACGCCAAAGGCAACCAUGCAUUGGUCCUUCGAGAGCCGGAAAUCAAAGAAGUUUAAAGAACUUGUGGAGACUAACGAAGUUCUACCAUUAAAGAAUGUAAGAAUUGAGGACGAGGGCAGAUACACGUGUAAUGCAAGCAACUUAGUGGGAUCACAAAGUUACACAAUGGAUGUGACCGUAGAAUAUCCACCAACAAUCAAAGAAGACGGAAUCAAAAUGAUCCAAACUUUAAACAAUGAUAUUGAUGUAACUUUACCUUGUAACGUCGAUGGCGUACCCACUCCUACAGUAAAGUGGGUACGAAAUGGUACUACACUACACACCACUAAGGAUAUUUUCACAACCAGCGAUCACAGUCUCAAAAUCAGAACAAUAAAGCUGUCCUACACUGGAAUUUACACUUGUGAAGCUGAAAACUAUCUUGACUCUGCUAGCAAAUCUAUUAUUGUUUAUGUAUUUGACAAACCGGUGAUUGACAAACCAUACGGAGAAACACGUGCUCCAAAAGGAAGUGACGUUAAGCUUACGUGUCGUAUUGUUCGAGGAACGCCAGAGCCAACUAUGCAAUGGUAUUUCCAGCAGCGGAAAGCAAAGAAGUUUAGAGAAAUUAAGGAUGAUACUGAAGCUCUACUCAUAAAGAAUGUAGGCCUCGACGACGAGGGCACAUACAAAUGUAACGCCAGCAACAUAGUGGGAUCUCAAAGUUACACUAUGGAUUUGGUCGUGGAAUAUCCACCGUCAAUCAAAGACGACGGUAUCAAAAUGAUCAAAGCUUUAAAUGGUGAUGCAGUAACUUUAGCAUGUAGUGUUGAUGGCGUACCUACUCCCACAGUGAAGUGGGUAAGAAAUGGUAUGACACUGCAUACCUCGAAGGACAUUGUGAUAACCAGCGAUCACAGUCUCAAAAUCAGAACAAAGCUGUCAGACGAUGGACUUUACACUUGUGUGGCUGAAAACUAUAUGGACUCUAGUAGCAAAUCUAUUAUAGUUAAUGUAUUUGAAAAACCGGUAAUUGUUAAACCAUACGGAGAAACACGUGCUCCAAAAGGAACUGACGUUAAGCUUACGUGUCGUAUUGUUCGAGGAACGCCGGCGCCAACUAUGCAAUGGUAUUUCCAGCAGCGGAAAGCAAAGAAGUUUAGAGAAAUUAAGGAUGAUACUGAAGCUCUACUCAUAAAGAAUGUAGGCCUCGACGACGAGGGCACAUACAAAUGUAACGCCAGCAACAUAGUGGGAUCUCAAAGUUACACUAUGGAUUUGGUCGUGGAAUAUCCACCAACAAUUAAAGACGAUGGAGUCAAAAUGAUCAAAGCUUUAAACGGUGAUGCAGUAACUUUACCGUGUAGUGUUGAUGGCGUACCUACUCCCACAGUGAAGUGGGUAAGAAAUGGUAUGACACUGCGUACUUCAAAGAACAUUGUUACAACCAGCGAUCACAGUCUCAAGUUUAAAGCGAUUAAGGUGUCCGACUCUGGCUACUACACUUGUAAGGCUGAAAACCGUUUUGGUCCUAGUAUAAAAACUAUUUUGGUCUACGUCUUUGAAAAACCAGUAAUUGUUAGACCAGUAGAGAAAAUACGAGCCGUGGAAGGAGCUUAUGUACAACUUAUAUGUCGAAUUAGUCGUGGAACACCGAAGCCAACUAUACAGUGGCACUUCCGGGCACGAAAAGCGAAGAAGUUCAGAGAACUUAAGAAGAAUAAAGAAACUUUAUCGUUUAAAGAUGUAAGAGUCGUCAACGCCGGCACAUACAUGUGUAAUGCCAGCAAUAUAGUGGGAUCACAACAUUAUACUAUGGAUUUAACUGUUGAAUAUCCACCAACAGUCAAAGACGACGGAAUCAAAAGAAUCAACGCCAAAGACGGUGAAGAUGUAACUUUACCUUGCAAUGUCGACGGUGUACCCACUCCUACAGUAAAGUGGCUCAACGGUUAUACAACACUACGCAGAUCGAAGAAAUUUUUAACAACUUCUGAUAACAGUCUUAAAAUUACAAGAAUACAUGUGCCCGAGACUGGAUAUUACACUUGUCAGGCCAAAAAUCAUCUAGGCACUAGUAAAAAAACAGUUUUUGUAUUUGUGUUUGUUCCACCUAGUAUAGAAAAACCCAAAGCUAGCACAAUCAAUCUAAUGGUUGGCAGGGACUUGAUUUUAUCGUGCCACGCCGAUGGAUAUCCGGAGCCACAAAUUAAAUGGCUUUUUAAGGAAUUUGAUACAAGAGCAACACCUAGGAAUUUACGAUCGAACGAUAAAACCAAGGGGUUUAGUCUACCACGUGUUCAACUAAGAGAUCAAGGAAAUUACACAUGUGAAGCGAGUAACAUUGGUGGAACGACGAAUAUUACUUACAUAGUUAAUGUUUAUGCUCCGCCUAUAAUACAGAACCCGUAUGCAGUCAAGAUAUUUACAUGUGUAAAGGGGGACUUGGGAUUAAGAAUCCAGUGCAAAGCAGAGGGCUACCCAAAACCUUCAAUCGUUUGGAAAAAAGAUAACUUAAACAUAGUUUCUGAUUCUAAAUGGUAUGACAUUGAGGAAGGGGCUCUGAUAAUAAAAAAUAUUGAGAAAAGACAACAAGGGACUUAUACUUGUUUAGCUACAAAUAUAAUGGGAUAUGAUAGCAGUGUGUAUACUGUGAUUGUCAAUGACUACCCAAUUGUACCUAAGAUUGAAUCCCCAAUGCUUAUUCGCCCAGGUUCUUCUUUAGAUGUUCCUUGCAACAUAAAACACAAAAGUACUGACUCUAUGCGUUGGUACAAGGAUUCAAGACUUAUAGCGUAUGGAAAACUUACUCUCAAACACAUUUCAUAUCUAGAUAGCGGCAUUUACUCAUGUCGUGUCGGCGAUAUGUGGGAAUCAAGUUCGGCACAUGUAGAAAUAAAAAUAGGAUUUAAACCUUCUUUUUAUAAAAAGGAGACGGAGACAAUACAAUUUGAAAAAGGAAAAUUUUAUCCCUUGAGUUGCUUAGCAAGAGGGCAACCAGAACCGAAGGUAACUUGGAAGCACAAUGGAAAAACAUUGAGUGUAUCUAGUAUGAUUUACACUAUAGAAAUGACUCUAAGCAAUAGAGGAAACUUUACUUGUGAAAUCAGCAACAGCCUUGGAACCAUCAAACGCUCAUUUCGAAUUAUAUCUCAAGACUGCAUACUCGAAAUAAAAAAAGACUUUCUACGUAAGAACCAACCUAUGAUGCUAACUCCACAUAUGGAGUGGCCAUUAUUCCCCAUCGAAGACGGUUUUAUGCUUAUAGAGACCGGUGAACCCUUCUAUUUAUACUGCCCGGCAAAUUUUGUUAUAUUACGUAUGAAUUUUAUAAGGGUUUUUUGCGCUGGAGAAACACAAAUAAAAAUCAACGGAAAAAUAUACGAAUUCUCAGAAAUUGAAUGCACAGAAGAAAUAAAGCCAGAUCUUAUCAAAAGAACAAACCCUUGCUUAUUUGGUAAUGGGGUGAAUGUGGAAGUAGGAUAUAAAAUUUUUAAUCAGUACAAUGUAUCUACAAAUAAAAAUGUCUGGUGGCCUACCUACUUUUCACCUUAUAACUUCGAUACGAUAUAUAACUGCGAAACUCAAACUUAUGUUAUAUCCUCGAUACUGAAAAGACCUUUUCAUUAUAAUGACAAAUGUUGCUUUGGUAAAAGACAACUAGUAAGUCCUAUGGACUUUCUGCCUGGUAUACCUGCAAGUACAGCCUACACGUAUUUGAACGUUGUACCGCACUGGAGUACGUGUAAUUCAAAAAAUUGGGCUGAACUUGAGCAAAAAGUAAGGAGCUUAGCUAAAUUAUUAAAUACAAAUUUAACAGUAUUAACAGGAACAGUGGAACCCCUUCAAAUGAAAAAAGGUAGAGUUUAUAGGAAGAUCGCAAUCUAUGACGAUCAAGGUAAAAAGCUAAGCGUCGCGCAGUACUUGUGGAAGGUGGUCCAAGAUCCAGAGUCGGCAAGUUCUCUUGCUAUAAUACAAGUCAAUGCUCCUGAUUUAUCGCCAAAAGAUAUUCCUAUAUUCACACGCUGUAAAGACAUUUGUGAAGAGAUUGAGUGGAUGAAGGGCACCAAUUGGCGGAAUGUGGCAGAUGGUUAUACGUAUUGCUGUUCAAUACUCGAAUUCGAGACAACUUUUAAUUAUAGGGGAGAGUUCAGUCGUGGUAAAACAGGUGUUUUAAAUAUGCGGUCAGAUACACCAGCUUACCCAGAUUACUCAGAUUACUAUUAG